AUGGGAAACUGGGAAACAGGGAGAAUGGGAGACGGGAGACGGGAGACGGGAGACGGGAGACGGGAGACGGGAGACGGGAGACGGGAGACGGGAGACGGGAGACGGGAGACGGGAGACGGGAGACGGGAGACGGGAGACGGGAGACGGGAGACGGGAGACGGGAGACGGGAGACGGGAGACGGGAGACGGGAGACGGGAGACGGGCUGUUCACUGUACCGUAUACGAACCUAGCUGCUAUUCGACCCUAAAGGGUUUCUGGACCAGGCUCAAGGCUCAGAGAAGAGGAAAUAUGAUAGAAAACUACUGAAGACUCUGACUCCUACUGGUAACUGGUGAAAAGAUAACUUCCUUAUGUAAGCUACAAAAGUGCCAACAUAAGGUAAGGUAAAAACAGUCUCUACAAGCCCAGCCAGAAAUGAAUCCCUACA
Messenger RNA from Suillus plorans, 429 nucleotides. RefSeq lists its product as uncharacterized. The transcript is spliced from 2 exons. The coding region runs from base 1 to 249 and encodes 82 amino acids. NCBI's taxonomy places the organism in Eukaryota, Fungi, Basidiomycota, Agaricomycetes, Boletales, Suillaceae. The record is from RefSeq and is a predicted model, not a curated record.